Messenger RNA from Nerophis lumbriciformis (worm pipefish), 4484 nucleotides. RefSeq names its product kinase insert domain receptor (a type III receptor tyrosine kinase) (gene kdr). Gene Ontology annotation, biological process: cell migration; angiogenesis; vascular endothelial growth factor receptor signaling pathway. Lineage: Eukaryota; Metazoa; Chordata; Actinopteri; Syngnathiformes; Syngnathidae. Gene Ontology annotation, molecular function: vascular endothelial growth factor receptor activity; ATP binding; growth factor binding. Gene Ontology annotation, cellular component: signaling receptor complex; plasma membrane. The record is from RefSeq and is a predicted model, not a curated record.
UCCAUGGGGAACCGCUUCACACGCUGCUGAGCACUGCCCGCUGGCGUUCCACAUCGACGGAAUUAAAAGAAAAGUGGAAUUGAUGGAUCAGUGCUGAGCCUUUGGGAUUCUUCUUACCUUAAUUUUUUCGAAUGAAUUUUUGAUGUUUCUGUCUGUGGAAUGAUGGUUCUGGUGGUGUUCGUGGUUCCCCUGCUUGUUGUUGGACUGGAAGUUGUCGCUGCCACAGAGCUGCGCUUCAUGCCCGACCCACCGACGCUGAACAUCCACGGCGUCCACAGGAUUAACAAAUCUGACAACCUGGAGCUUACAUGCAGAGGUCGUCAGUACCUGGGAUGGUCCACCCCCCCUACCAGCGCUCGCUUGUCCACCAGCGACUGCAGCGGGUCAGGACUGUUCUGCACCACGUUGCGGAUCUCCAAUGCCACCGUCAACGAGACGGGGCAGUACCAGUGCUCCUACCGGGACCUCCAAGUGGAGGAUGGCAAGACUUCAGCGGCGGUUUACGUGUUUGUUCAUGACUACAAGGCACCAUUUGUUCCUUCGGAGAAGGAAUACGAGGUGGUGGUCAUCCGUGAAGGCGAGCGAGUGGUCAUUCCGUGUCGAGGAUCUCUGGAGAAUCUCAACGUGACGCUUCACACUAAGUAUCCAGACAAAGAAUUUCAGCCUGAUGGCAAAGAUACCCUGUGGGACGCCAGGACCGGUUUCACCAUCCCCAGUCACCUAAUCAGCUACGCCGGCGUGGUGUCCUGCCAGACUCGAAUCGAGAACGAGACCUUCAAGUCCCCACUGUACAUCGUCGCGGUCGUCGGAUACAAGAUCUAUGACCUCACCCUGACCCCCACUCGAGUCAGGCUCUGUGUCGGCGAGCGGUUGAUGCUGAGUUGUACUGCGCACACUGAACUCAACGUCGGCAUUGCAUUCAACUGGACGCACACCGGUCUGGCCUUGGACAGUACCACCGAUACCCACACACAACUGGCCCCAGAGAGCGUUUCAGGGUCCGCCCACACCACAGCUCACAAGAAGAAGCUGUGGAACUCGCUGGAGUUGUCCAACACGCUCAUCGUGGACAACGUGACGGUGGAGCACUCUGGAAAAUACGUCUGCACUGCUUCUAGUGGACAGAUGGAUAUAAGCGCAUCGGCCUUCCUCGUCGUUUACGAGAAGCCUUUCAUUGAAAUGAAGGAGCCAUGGACGAAGGUUUGGGAGGUCAAUGUGGGGGAUCAGUCUUCCACAGUCAUACCUGUCAAGUACUCGGCAUACCCUGAACCCAGCUUUAAAUGGUUGAAAAAUAGCCUCCCGCUGAAGGAUGACUACAGGAUCAAGCAGAGAAGCGAUGCCCUCAUUUUCCGUGGAGUCACGGAAACGGACGCGGGAAACUAUACCAUGGUCCUGACCAACAAGAUCACCAAAGAGGAGCACAAGAGAUCUUUCCAGCUUCUGGUCAAUGUUCCUCCUUCUAUCAUUGAGAAGGAGGUGGCGGUGGACACGGACGUGUACCUGUAUGCAAGCAGCCCCACGCUCAGGUGCACCGCCCGCGGCUUCCCUACACCAGCACACAUCCAGUGGCAGUGGAUGUCCACAGACGACUGUCCCGAGGCCUUCGUACCUGUGCUGCCGAAGACUGAGAUGCCGUUACUGCAUUGUAAAGCUUGGCGGGACAUCAACAACGGCACUGGACACAACCCUGUGGAGCGGAUCUCCACUGACGUCGAUCACGACCACAAGAAAAUUGUGAGCUCUUUAAAGAUCCAGAAAGCUGAGGUCCACGCUCUCUACCGAUGCAUGGUGGCCAACAAAAUUGGAGAAGAUUCACGCGUCAUUUUUUUCCACGUGACACGAGGCCUCGAGCUGAGCGUGUCCCCGUCCAACGACCCUCUGGAGGAAGACCGCGUGGUCCUACGCUGCAAGGCGGACAGGUUGGUGUACGAAAACCUGACCUGGUUCCGCGUCGCCAACCAGUCCGAGUCGGCACGGGCGCCGUCGGUGCAGCCGUGCCGCUCGGUGGCGCUGCAGCGUACGCCGCUGUCGCGCGCCGCACUGUCCGGUGAGCGCGGCGCCAACCUGACUUUGGAGCUGCUGCUGCCCAACGCCUCCCGCCAGGAUGAGGGCAUGUACGCCUGCCAGGUGGAAAACAUCAAGACCAAGGAGAGAACCUGCCUGCUGCGUCAUCUGUCUCUCAGAGGUCUUGAGGCCCCAAGGAUCCUCAACAACUUUACGGACCAAAAAGUCAACGUGAGCGCCACCGUCAUGCUCCUGUGUGACGCAGCCGGGACGCCGGACCCGACGGUGGUGUGGACCAAAAACAACCACACGGUGGUGGAGGGCUCCGGCGUGAUCCUGAGCCGCAGCAGUCACCUGCUGACCAUCCAGCGCGUGAAGAAGGAGGACGCCGGCUUGUACAGCUGCUCUGCUUGUAACAGCCGCGGAUGUGACAGCUCUCAGGCCUUCUUGACAACUGAAGGUGCAGAGGAAAAGACCAACGUGGAGCUGAUCGUUCCAAUCGGCUCGGUGGUCAUCGCCAUGUUUUUCUGGCUGCUGAUCGUCUUUGUCAUCCGCGGGAGGAAGAGGCCAAACGGUGGCGAUUUAAAGACAGGCUACCUUUCUAUGAUCCUGGACUCGGAGGACGUGCCCAUGGACGAGCAGUGCGAGAGGCUCACCUAUGACGCCAACAAAUGGGAGUUCCCUCGGGACAGGCUGAAGCUCGGUGAUCCUCUGGGACGAGGGGCGUUCGGCCAAGUCGUGGAAGCGGCUGCCUUUGGUAUUGAGAAAGCCACCACCUGCACCACCGUGGCAGUCAAGAUGCUGAAAGAGGGAGCCACGUCCAGCGAGUACCGAGCCUUGAUGUCGGAACUGAAGAUUCUCAUCCACAUUGGACAUCAUCUUAAUGUGGUCAACCUGCUGGGAGCCUGCACCAAGCCUGGAGGUCCCCUCAUGGUGAUUGUAGAGUACUGCAAACAUGGGAACCUCUCCAGCUACCUGAAGAGCAAGCGUGGAGAAUACAGUCCAUACAAGAGAAAGAGAACGGACAGUCGGAGGUGGACAUCUGCAGGGGAUGAUGUCACUGAAGGAGAUCUCGGUCUGGGGAAGAUCGCCCGGUUGGACAUCUGCACGGGAACGGCCGUCUGCUCCAGCAGUGACGCUCCAGGAAACAGUGUCAGUCCUCAGGACGAGAGCUCAGACGAGGACCACCUGACCAUGGAGGACCUGAUCUGCUACAGCUUCCAGGUGGCCAAAGGCAUGGAGUUCCUCUCCUCCCGCAAGUGCAUCCACCGAGACCUGGCAGCCAGGAACAUCCUGCUUUCCGAGAACAACGUGGUGAAGAUCUGCGACUUUGGCCUGGCGAGAGAUGUCUACAAAGACCCCGACUACGUCCGCAAGGGAGACGCACGUCUACCUCUGAAGUGGAUGGCUCCUGAGACCAUCUUCGACAGAGUCUACACCACUCAAAGCGACGUGUGGUCCUUUGGGGUCCUUCUCUGGGAGAUCUUCUCCUUGGGAGCGUCUCCCUAUCCCGGGGUCUGCAUCGACGAGUCCUUCUGCAGGAGGCUCAAAGAAGGCACGAGGAUGAGACCUCCAGAGUACGCCACCUCUGAGAUAUACCAGACCAUGCUGGACUGCUGGCUGGAUCGUCCCACAGACAGGCCCACCUUUACUGAACUGGUGGAACAUAUGGGAAACCUGCUACAGGCCAGCGCUCGCCAGGAUGGGAAGGACUACAUCCCUCUGACUGCAGGAAAUGAUGUGACGUCCACGCCAGUGACCUCUGACCCCAGGAGGCCUCAGGGUGGAGAGACCCUGAACGCUCAGCCUCACUACGACAACGCCCUGUCUCUAGGGCAGAGCGAAAGGUGCCGACUCAGCAUCAAGACGUUUGACGACAUCCCUGUGGAGCACAGCAGUUUAGUGGGGGCUCACAUGGACUGUUCUCCAGAGGUCAAAGAUCCACAGCUGAUCACCACGCCCAACUUGAGUCAGCUGCUGCGCUGCAAGAGCAAAGAGUCGCUGGCGUCCGAGUCGUCCAAUCAGACGAGCGGCUACCAGUCGGGCUACCACUCGGACGACGCCGACGCGCCCGUCUACGCCAACGAGGAGGCCAUCAUGAAGCACAACAUGCUGAAGAAGCCUCCCCCUCCCCCUCCUCCCCCCGCUCCUCUCGCCGACAAGUUCAACGCCGAGAUCCGCUACAGCACGCCGCCCGUCUGACCUUUGACCCCUCCCCCUUCACUUGUGGCUGUACAGUAUUAUGGCGGCGUAGGAACAAUUGAGUUGUCACGUGGUGACUUCACGCACGGAGCUUGUAAACGCUAUCGUGUUUACACAGCCCGCUGACGGGAGGACACGCCCACUUCCUGAGGCCCGGUCCACCUACUUCCUGUAUGACAGGAAACACAUUUUUAGAGACGUGCAUCAGCUUUCUCCCCCCCCCCCCCCCCCCCCAGGAAGUUCUCUCUGUUGAAAGUGUGUACAGGUUAUUCCUCACA